CAAGAUGGCGGAUUCCUCUUCGGAUUCGGACGACGUCGGGGAAAAGUCUUUGCAAAAGGGCGAGAAAAGAAGGCAAGAAGAAAGCGAUGAAGAUUCUGACGAAGAUUCCUCAUCAGACGUAAAUACGGAUGGCUCAGAUGAAAGCUUUGAUGAAAACAUGGAGAUUCCAGUUGAAUUUGAAGCAUUUCCUCCGAAUGAAGAAGAUUUCAAUGGAAUACGGUGCCUGUUACAACAAUUGUUCUUAAAAAGUACUUUGGAUCUAUCAAAACUCAGUGAUCUGAUCAUUUCUCAACCAGAAGUAACCACUCUGAUUAAGGUUGUGAAUGAUGAUGAUCAAGAAAACAAUGGUGAAGCCAAAACUGAUAAUGAUGAUAAUGAUGAUGAAUCAGAAGAUGGUGUUUUUGGACUGACAACUGUGAUUGACUUAAAAAAGCAUAAGGUUAAUGAGCGAGAGUUUUUAAAAAAUUUUUCAUUUAUUUUUGUUAGAUCUGAACUGAAAAAGGUCCAUAAAAAGGGUGACGAUGCUCCAAUUUCCUACUUUGUAAUGAUUUGCAAGACUUACAAAGACACUGAGACCAAAAUGCAUAAAAAGUCUAAGAAGGUCAAGACACAAGAGUCAGGGAGUUCACUGAGUUUUAUUAAUGUGGAGGAUGAAGUGUUCCAAAGGGAAAGUCAAUUGUCCUUCAGUUAUGCAGCCAGUGCAGAUGUUGAUGAAACUCUUGUAGCUGGAAGAUGGGCUUCAAGUGAUUGUGAAUUAAAACCUUACCGAACUGUGCUAGUGCUUCCUGCUGAUAAGUUUGAUAAAGCACUUGAGGGAAUACACAAUAUGCUAACACAGUAGUGACCUCUAUUUGAAUGUCUCUACACAAGUACCAUAUGUAACUGUACAUUCCACAGAAAAUUGUGCAGGUUUUUAGCUUAAACAUCAGCAAACUGUGAAAGUGAGGGAUGGAUGUGUAUAUUUAUUGUUUUUUAAUCUGUGCCUCGAGUCCUUGAAGUUGUUUAUGUCUCUUUGCAAGAAACCAAGAUUAAUCAUGACAGUAGCAACUCUCACGAACAACUUUGCCUAUUAGCUUUCAUUAUGGUUCCUGCUAGGAAAAACUCCUCUGGAAGGGGUUCCAAGCUAAGCCAGUUCCUUGCGAUCUACUGUCGUCUACAAG
Molecule: messenger RNA, 1160 nt
Organism: Pocillopora damicornis (cauliflower coral)
Lineage: Eukaryota; Metazoa; Cnidaria; Anthozoa; Scleractinia; Pocilloporidae
Product: protein BCCIP homolog
Cellular component (GO): nucleus
Source: RefSeq, a predicted model, not a curated record